Dothidotthia symphoricarpi CBS 119687 is the source of this 1256-nucleotide messenger RNA. RefSeq lists its product as uncharacterized. NCBI's taxonomy places the organism in Eukaryota, Fungi, Ascomycota, Dothideomycetes, Pleosporales, Dothidotthiaceae. The transcript is spliced from 3 exons. The coding region runs from base 325 to 1095 and encodes 256 amino acids. Gene Ontology annotation, molecular function: DNA-binding transcription factor activity. Gene Ontology annotation, biological process: regulation of DNA-templated transcription. The record is from RefSeq and is a predicted model, not a curated record.
AGUGGAAAAUCUCGGCAUGAACGUAUAUCAUCAUGCUGAGAUAUCUGCUCACCAUGAAGCCGAUGAUAGGGUUUCUUCCGUAACCCCAUUUUCUACCUUCGCUUAUCUCUUCGUAAACCUUGUAGCUAUUCUGGUCGGGACUUAAUCAGCGGUGCGAGCAAAGCUGCAACCUAUUUCAGGCUAGUCACCACCCGCGAAAGUCAUGGCUGGGCGCCUAUUUACCGUGCUCUAGACCUUCUUCCUACGGUUUCUCCAAAACGAAGCCGUCGUCGAGGGAUCCUUUGCUUCAUUCUCACAUCACUGAACAAUCUAUCCACUGACACCAUGACAAUCUCGAUAACAUCUCAGUUACAACCACCUUCGAAACCAGGCCGGAAGUCUACACGGCUGGGAGAAUACCGGGGGCUUGAUAAGAAGCCCAAGAAAGUCAACAGCGAGAUCCGGAAACAGCAAAACAGGAUAGCCUCAAGGAACUACCGUGAAAAGCGCAAACGCAAACUAGAGCAUCUCCAGCAGCAGAUCGAAGAUGGGGAUUCAAGUGACCGACAGGCAUCACAAACAUCCCCACGUUCGUGCGAAAGCCACACACGAUCUUCUUCGGAAGAAUAUGAGGUUGCAGAAUCUAGCUCUUUACCCUUCGUGUUACCUUUCAACACAGAUGUUGGACAGCUAGCCUCGAACGGCGUCAAUGAGUUGGAAACAAUACCAACGGCAAUCAUCUCGCCCUUUGAUAGCCAUAUUCUGGCAACUACACAGUCGUGUUCUGCUCUUGAGAUAUCAUGGAAUCCUCCUAUCUACGAUUCACCUCUACCAAUGAGAACCCCAUGGUGGGCGCCUGACACGGUCUCGCCUCCACAAAUACUCUCUUCGUCAAAUGAACUUCAGUACGCACCAUCACCAGAAGCGUCAUCCUAUGGUCAAACGUCCGCGCCCUCACAGGUACCACAACAGCUCUUUUUACAUCCAGACCCAACUUCCUACACGCCCAAUUAUCCCUACCGGUUCUUGGAUAGGUUGCCACAUCAGGUACCCAACAUCCCAGUGUACUUCUUCCAUCAGCAGCCCUUCACACUUGAGCAUUCGGUAUACAUAUGAGCUUUUGGUACUAUCUACGUCUUGCUUUUGUACCUCAGUUGUGUGGGGUGAAAGACAGCCCAUUCACCCAGCGAUCUUGACGUUCCACGAUAUCUCACCCUCAGGAUAGUGUAAGCCUAGUUAAGAUGCAAAUCCUGAAGAUGGAGACUGGAAUUCACAGA